AUGUCUGUGCCUGAGCCAAACCCCAAAUAUCAAAGACAUGUGGACAAAUUGCAGGCGACCCUCUCCCAUUUUUCCAAGACCAAUGCGGCCAGUGACAUACUCGUAACUUGGCUCCAGAAGAUCAUAGCCUUGUUCCACGAAGACGAUGUUGGACUGGCCAAGCUCACCGAAACCACCAGAAGUAGGCACAAGGCGGCACGGAACCUUCUCCGCAUGGUUCUUCAUGACUUGGGCCAUGAGGUCUUCUUCCUCUGUGGAUUUUCGCUGCCCAUCACCAUGCUGGGAACCACCAAGGACCCUGCCGGAUUCAUUGCCACCAUUCGACAAUGGUGGGGCCAUGUCAAUGUCCCCAUAUCCUUUACUGAACUGUGCUCCGAACUGGUUGAACGCUACAAGGACAUUAUUCCGAGGAGCGAAGGCUUGAUCCCGGCUAUCCCCCAAAAGCGACCGUGGCCGGACCAGGCAUUGGAGGAGGAGCCAACACCCCAAAGCAGGGAAGAACAGACCUCUACCAUCUCAAACCUACAACUCCCUGAUGGAGAGGAGCGGAGAUGUCCCAGCUCGAGCCUGGAACACCUGGGUGGACAGCAGCAGACAUCUCAGACCAACUCAAACCCACAACUUCCCAGAGGGCCGACGGCAGACAGGUCGAACCAGCAACUCAUGGGCGGAGAGGAGCAGAGGCCCGCCACCUCGAACCUGGAACUCACGAUUGGAGAGCAGCAGACUUCUCGGAUCAGCUCGAGCCUACAACUUCCCGGAGAGGAACAGAAUGCACACAGCUCAAACCUACAACUUCCAAGCGAAGAGCAAACGGCCCGCCGCAGUUCAAACCUACAACCUCCAGGGACGCCUCAUAGCCGCUCGAACUUACCACUCCCAGGCAGCGAUGAACAGGCACACCACAGCAGUCCGAACCUGCACCUUCAUAGAGACGCGGAGACCACCCGAGGGGAUGAAACUGAGUGUUUUCCUGCCGAAUUUGCGGCAUGCCCGGCAACAAUCCCGGAAGUCGAGGAGACCGAGGACCCUAAUGAUGUUGAUGAUGCCAAUGGUGUCGAUGAUGACGAGGCCUACAACGCCGAUAACAGUGGUUCUACUGAUGAAGUUAUGGAUGCUGGUUUUUUUGAUGAAGCUAUGAAUUCCAUUGACAGUGAAUAA
Messenger RNA from Capronia epimyces CBS 606.96, 1161 nucleotides. RefSeq lists its product as uncharacterized. The record is from RefSeq and is a predicted model, not a curated record. The transcript is spliced from 2 exons. The coding region runs from base 1 to 1161 and encodes 386 amino acids. Lineage: Eukaryota; Fungi; Ascomycota; Eurotiomycetes; Chaetothyriales; Herpotrichiellaceae.